AUGGCAACUCAAAUUUCUAAUAAUAAUAGCAUCAGUAGUAAUAUGAACAAUUUUGAACGCGUAUUACCUACUAUGCCAGUAAUUGUUAAAUCGCCUAAAAUUUCAGCAACAGCGGAAACAUCGUCAACCUCUUCACCUCCGGCUUCUUCAACUUCAUUUCCCACUACUGAUUCUACUGAUAUUAUAACAUCUACAACAAGGACAACUACUAGUACUGCAAUUUCACCAACUAUUAAAAGUAUUAGCAAUAAUAAUAAUAAAAGAAAGAAUUUAAUCAAUCCACGAGAAAAAGGCAAUGAAGAUGAUGGUGGCAAAACUAUCAAAAAAAUAAAGAGAGUUAAAGAUCCCAAUGCGCCAAAAAGACCAGCUAAUGCAUAUAUACAAUUUGUCAAGGCAAAAAGGGAAGAAAUUAGUAAGAUAUAUCCCGAAAAGAAAACCAAAGAAUUAUUUCUUACUGUAUAUCUUGGAAUGAAAACAACAAAAGCUCGUAAAGUAUAUGGUGUAGAAUAUCCAUAUAGAGGUGUUUGGAUAAUUGGCCGUAUUGCUUAUGCUGUCGGAUAUUCCACUGGAGAACCUGAUAAAAGACACAGAGGAGGAUUUGGCUAUUUUGGUUCACUCGCUUUAGUUGGAACAACCAUUUCUAAACUUGACAAAGAAGCUAAGGGUUUAAGAAUAGAGAACAACGAAUUAAGUCAACAAAAGUGA
Entrophospora sp. SA101 is the source of this 705-nucleotide messenger RNA. The record is from the annotation of a GenBank genome assembly. Lineage: Eukaryota; Fungi; Glomeromycota; Glomeromycetes; Entrophosporales; Entrophosporaceae.